Molecule: messenger RNA, 666 nt
Organism: Dendrobium catenatum
Lineage: Eukaryota; Viridiplantae; Streptophyta; Magnoliopsida; Asparagales; Orchidaceae
Product: 5'-nucleotidase domain-containing protein DDB_G0275467-like
Exons: 5
Molecular function (GO): 5'-nucleotidase activity
Source: RefSeq, a predicted model, not a curated record
UGUUCCUAUCUCUCAUUCCCAGCGCGCGCAACUUCGGAGUCCGACAGUCCGUGACGUUCUUCGUUCUUGGUUCUUGACAUUUCCCAUUUUAGCGGAGCUGAACAUCAACUCUUUUCUCCAAGUUUAUCGGCCAUGAGAAGUCUCCGCCCCAUCUCCAAUUUUCUACGUCAAAGAUCCGCUCUCUGGGCAGAAAAUCACAUCAGACAAGUUUUGGGCGUCGAAGCAGCCCGCCGGUGGUUUACUGACCAGACGAGCUCAAGAAGCGCAGCGAUAAUCACGAAUGAGAUUGAAAAAAUCCGAAUCGAGUUCGAGGGUGCAAAACAGUCCUUCGGCAACAUCCCCGCGGCACUAAGGAAAAUGCCUAAGAUGAAUCCUGAAGGCAUCUACGUGAAUAAGAAUCUUAGGCUGGAUAAAAUACAAGUGUAUGGGUUUGAUUACGACUAUACACUGGCUCAUUACUCGAAGAAUUUGCAAAGCUUGACGUAUGAUCUUGCCAAGAAGUUUCUUGUUCGUGAGCUAAAGUAUCCCGAGAGCUGCUUGCAAUUUGAAUACGACCCAUCUUUUCCCAUCAGAGGCCUUUACUUUGACAAGAUGAAAGGUUGCCUUCUGAAGCUUGACUUUUUUGGGUCCAUAGAGCCUGAUGGUUGCUUUCUUGGACGUCAGAAG